Chrysoperla carnea is the source of this 1401-nucleotide messenger RNA. Its product is annotated as obg-like ATPase 1. The record is from RefSeq and is a predicted model, not a curated record. Bases 97 to 1296 code for a protein of 399 amino acids. Gene Ontology annotation, molecular function: ATP binding; GTP binding; ATP hydrolysis activity. The transcript has 10 exons. NCBI's taxonomy places the organism in Eukaryota, Metazoa, Arthropoda, Insecta, Neuroptera, Chrysopidae. Gene Ontology annotation, cellular component: cytoplasm.
UCGUUCACGUUACCGGGGGUUUGUGAACCACGUUAGUGUAUAGUGUUGUGAUUUAUUUACAUUAAAUUAAGUUAAAAAUUAAAUAAAUUCAACAAAAUGCCACCUAAAAAAGCUGUUGAAGUUGAACGAAAACCAUUAAUUGGACGUCUUGGUACCAAUUUAAAAAUUGGUAUUGUUGGUGUUCCAAACGUUGGUAAAUCGACAUUUUUUAAUGUCUUAACAAAAAGUCAAGUGGCUGCUGAAAAUUUUCCAUUCUGUACCAUCAACCCAAAUGAGAGUCGUGUACCAGUUCCCGAUGAAAGAUUCGACUACCUUUGUAAUUUCUACAAACCUGCAAGUAAAGUACCAGCAUUCUUAACAGUGGUGGACAUUGCUGGACUUGUGAAGGGUGCUUCUGAGGGUCAAGGACUUGGAAAUGCUUUCCUGUCAGAAAUCAGUGCUUGUGAUGCUAUUUUCCAUUUAUGUCGAGCAUUUGAAAAUGAAGAUGUGAUUCAUGUGGAAGGCGAUGUGAACCCAAUUAGAGAUUUAGAAAUCAUUGCUGAUGAGUUAAGGUUUAAGGACAUUGAAAAAUUGAAUAAAGAAUUAGAGAAAUUAGAAAAAACUUACAUUAGGGGCAACGACAAGAAAUUAAAAGUAGAAUAUGAUACUCUACAAAAAGUGAAAACGAUAAUAGUGGAUGAACAAGCACAAAUAAGAUUUUCUGACUGGAAUGCUGCUGAGAUUGAAGUAUUGAAUAAACAUCUAUUUUUAACGUCAAAACCAGGAAUAUAUUUAGUGAAUUUAUCCGAAAGUGAUUACAUUAGAAAGAAAAAUAAAUGGUUAAUUAAAAUCAAGGAAUGGGUAGACAAACAUGAUCCUGGUGCACCAAUUAUACCAUUUUCUGGAGCAUUAGAGCACAAGUUAGUUGAUAUGCCAGAGGAUGAGGUAAAAGCAUAUUUAGAAGCAAAUAAGGCCACUAGCGCCCUGGAUAAAAUUAUUGUAACGGGAUACAAAGCAUUACAAUUGGAAUAUUUCUUCACUUGUGGACCAGAUGAAGUAAAAGCAUGGACAAUUCAGAAAGGAACAAAGGCACCUGGUGCAGCUGGUCGAAUUCAUACCGAUUUCGAAAAAGGUUUUAUAAUGGCAGAAGUAAUGAAAUACAGUGAUUUUAAACAAGAAGGUAGCGAAGUAGCUGUUAAAGCUGCUGGUAAAUACCGUCAACAAGGUCGAAAUUACGUUGUGGAGGAUGGUGAUAUUAUUUAUUUCAAAGCAAACACUGGCGCUGGUUUGGCGAAAAAAGAUGUUAAAAAGAAAUAAAUCAGUGUUUGAUCCGGUUAUGAAAUGAUUUCAUCUAAAAAUGUGUUCUGGAUCAGAUUUAAAAAUAAUACACAGUUUGAAUCCAAAAUAUUUAAGAACAUGGCC